CUUUGAUGUCAAUGAUGAUCAGACCGAACAAGGCUUUGUGAUUAUUUUGUUGCUUUUUGUGAAAUCAGUUUUGUGCGUCCUUUCCUACUGCUUUGCCUUCAUUAUGAAACCCCGCUUGGACAAGUUGGAGUAGAGUCGAGCAUCCAUCCCUUGCACAGCAGCUGAGACGGUGUUGGUGACAAAUGGUUAUCAUGGUUAUGGGCCAUUCAGUCUCACUCAAGUGAAUUAGAUGUGCAUGUGCAACGUGUAGUUGGAAACAAUAGAGGUAUGAGCAGUGAUUCACAAAUCCUCCCCUCCUCGGAGAGGGAGGACGACCCUACUGGAUCGGUGGUGCACCUAUCUGAGCUCUCCACUGACCUGCAGAACCUGCGUUUGUCUGAUUCCUUGGCGGAUGCAGUACUUAUCGUUGAGAAGAAGCGAUUUCCUGUUCAUCGAGUGGUCUUGGCUGCUCGGUGUGAAUAUUUUCGAGCCCUCUUUUAUGGUGGAAUGCUCGAGUCUGCGCGCGAUCCGUCGAAUGAAGUAGAGCUGAAGGAAACUCCGUCUGAAGCAUUCUCUCAUUUGCUUUGUUAUGUCUAUGAAGGACAAAUCCAGUUGUCUUCACUUAGCAGCCAGACACUGCUGGAACUUGUGGCUCUGGCAAACCAGUUCAAUCUGCCACCGCUGCAAACCGCUGUGUGUGACUAUUUGGUGUCCAACUUGACGGUGAGUAAUGCCUGCUCCACGCUGGACAUGGCCAUCUUCUUUGGACUGAAGCAUGUACGCGAGAGCUGCUCGGCAUACAUCGAUAGGAAUGCUGAGAACAUACUGAAGACUUCUGGGCUAUUUCAGCUAUCUAAAGAAGCACUGGUGGAGAUGCUGCAGCGUGAUUCGUUCUUCGCGCCCGAGAUUGACAUCUUCAAGGCAGUAGCAGAGUGGUGCAAAGCCAACAGUGAAUCCGCGUUACCAUCGGUGGAGGUGAGUGAGAAAUCAGCUAGCUCCUGUACUGGGUGCUAUGAGGAUGUUCUCGGUCACGUUCGACUGCCGCUAAUCAGCAUCAGUGACUUGUUUGGUGCAGUCCGUGCCAGCAAGCUCUUCAGUGACACCUUCCUACUGGACAGCAUCGAGAAGAGGUUGGCGAACGAUGUCGCCAAGCCUCACUGCCGUGGAAGAAUGGUUCCCAACAAGUGGCUUAUUAACACUAGCUGUACGGCGAUCAGUGGAAAGAAUGCUGCUCUGUUGCUGUCGGAUAUCAACUAUGCAACGUCUGAGAUUCCCAUGCAUCGCUUUCCAGCUGACUCGGAGGCGGACUCUGCUGCAGGCAUUACAGUCUGUCUGCCAUGCCCGCAUGUUAUCAACCUGGUCACUCUGCAACUAUCAGCCAAGCCGGCGCACUUCUCAAGCUACCGCGUGUUCGUGGGCCUGGACUCCAACGACAAAGAGCAGCCGGUUGUCUAUCGGCAGCUGUUUGAUUACUCGCGCUACCACUGCCGAGCGCACCAACACCUGCAUUUUGAACCCUGUGUUGCACGGUAUAUCCGUGUAGUUGGGAUGUCCGCAUCGUACUCACAGCGCGAUUUUCAGCUGCUCAAGUUAGAUGCUAUGUACACGACAAAGUUGGUGCCGUUCUGCGAUGGAUUGAAAGUUCCUGAGGAGAAUGUUGCUCACAUCCACAAGGACGCCAUUGUGUUGGAAGGCGUAAGCCGAAUAAGGAAUUCCGUGAUCGACGGCCAGUAUCACGAUUUCAACUGGGACGCUGGUUACACGUGCCACCAGAUCGAGAAUGGCUGUAUCAUCAUCGCUCUGGCACAACCAGUCAUUGCCACGUCGAUGCGGCUUCUCUUGUGGGACUGUGAUGGACGACAGUAUAGCUAUUGUGUGGAUGUCAGCCUGGACAAUGAGAGUUACCAUCGUGUCUGUGACAAGACUAAGCACCUCUGCAGGUCAUGGCAAACGAUUCGCUUUGACUCUCAGCGAUUCUCCUAUAUCAAACUUAUCGGCACCUACAACUCUGAAAACGAGGUAUUCCACUGUGUGCACUUUGAAUGCCCGGCAAGUCCCAGCACCAACGCUCUGGCCGUAGCCAGUGCCGAGGCUAAACCAGACGUCUUAAAAUCCCAAUCUGUGGCCAAUGAACAGCAAGCGGAGCAACUUAUGGACAGCACGGGGCCAUAACCACGUCAGCUAAUAUCUGCUGGCAUGGUGGAUACAUUGAGCGGAUGUACCGGUGCUGCUCGGGUAAUUAUGGCUGUGUGCUGCAAACGUUUCAAAAAGCCAAUGUAGUGGAAGCUGGCUCUCUCCUUAUAGUGCACUGUCGAUAUAAUUAUGCCGGGAGAUCUUAGUUGCUUCUUCUUUCUUUUUUAAGUAGUUUUGCGUAGUGCAUAGAGCAUUAGGUUUAGUCCCAGGGGGAGACAUUAUGUAGAUAUGGUGCAUGUAGGCGAGUAGUGUAAUAAUUAGAUUUUCUCGUGCGCAGCAUACAGGAGCAGUGCCUUCUUCAGCUCGUGCUUAUUCUCACUUCGCACGGCGCGGCCAACAUUGAUGCUGUCCAUCUCUGCCUGGCUGUAGGAUAGCACUCACGAGGACUUGAUUCACUACCGGUCGUCAGAAAAGAUCUUGAUAUUGGUCGGGCACAACGACGAAGAAAUUUGUUUAAAUCUGCUUUGUUCCUUUUCUUCACACUGCUUUGUUCUGCUAUAUAUAUGAUGGAACUGUCCGAACAUGACAACACAUAAAGGGCCUUAAUAUCUUAUUAUUGUAACAUAGAUUAAUUACCAGCCGCGACCACUGACAAUUACGGUAUUGCCGGUACAUGUACCGUAUUUUCCCCAAUAAAUGUACAGUGCUUUUAUUUUUUCAAAGGUGGUCAAACCUGUACUAGUAUUGGAGACGUGUACUUUUAUUGUUUCUGGAAA
Sycon ciliatum is the source of this 2888-nucleotide messenger RNA. RefSeq names its product BTB/POZ domain-containing protein 9-like. Gene Ontology annotation, molecular function: protein binding. The record is from RefSeq and is a predicted model, not a curated record. Gene Ontology annotation, cellular component: cytoplasm. The coding region runs from base 268 to 2151 and encodes 627 amino acids. NCBI's taxonomy places the organism in Eukaryota, Metazoa, Porifera, Calcarea, Leucosolenida, Sycettidae. The transcript has 8 exons.